Messenger RNA from Cannabis sativa, 2979 nucleotides. RefSeq lists its product as uncharacterized. Gene Ontology annotation, cellular component: nucleolus. The transcript has 16 exons. Gene Ontology annotation, biological process: ribosomal large subunit biogenesis; ribosomal large subunit export from nucleus. The record is from RefSeq and is a predicted model, not a curated record. Bases 290 to 2761 code for a protein of 823 amino acids. NCBI's taxonomy places the organism in Eukaryota, Viridiplantae, Streptophyta, Magnoliopsida, Rosales, Cannabaceae.
UAUCAACACAACUCACUGUAAGCCGCUAUUUUCCACCAUUCUCUGUCUCUCGCCUUAGUCUCCGGCGAAACCCAGCAUUUUCCGGCCAGUGGCCUCAUUCAACUCACUCACUUCAAACAAUCGUUUAUUAUUAUAACUGCAACUCAUUCCUUCUUCCUUCUCUCUCUCCUUAGCUUUCUGAAGGUUAGCGCCAAACUCACAAAAUCACAUUUUAUUCAUCGGAGAAUUUUCAUUGAGAGUUUUUGUGAAGGUUCAUAAUCAAAGUUGAAAAUCAGAUUUCGCAGUAACUAUGGCUUCUCAAGCUACUGGGUUCUCGGCGGAAUCCAUAGUGGCGUCGGGUAGAGGCUCGGAGAAGCUGAGCUUACCAUUGCUACAAUCAAAGAUGAAGUGUGACCCAGAAGGGUAUGAAUCGGAACUGGCGACUGUGUACAGCCAGUUCAAGUCGUUCUUGGAGAUGUUUAAGCAGCAAGCAGCUUUCAAGUUCACAUCCAUCAGUGGCGUUGGUAAUGACCCAACUGUGGCUAAGGAUCUGGGCGAUUGGGCCAUGUUCUUAGCUCACGUUACACCUUUUUACCGUAAAAAACUCGCAGAAUUCCCAAAUCAGCUUGCUGAGUUGCUCCGUUCCUCUGCGCGAACCCUCCCUUCAGGCCUUCGGUGCCACCUUGUUCAGGCUCUCAUUCUUCUGAUCAAUAGGAAGAUACUUGAUACUGGAGAAAAUCUUGCUUUGUUCAUGGAGCUACAGACUCUAGGAGAUAGGAAUUUAAAAAAAUUGGCAUUCUCUCAUGUAGUUCAAUGCAUUAGGCGAAUGAAUCAGAAACACAAGAAUGAAGCUAAAAAUCGAGGGCUUCAAAAUAUUAUAUUUCCCAUGCUACAGCAAGAGGAUGAAGCCAAAGCGAAAAGAGCCUUUAUCACACUAUGUGAGCUUCACAGGAGGAAGGUGUGGUUUGAUGAUAGAACAGCCAAUGCCAUUUGUACUGCAUGUUUCCAUUCCUCGUCUAGGAUCAUGAUUGCCUCUUUAUCUGUUCUAUUGGAUUAUGAAAAGAUUGAAGACGGGGAUGAUAGUGAUGCCUCAAGUGAUGAAGAUGAGAAGACUCCUCAAGCAGUACAUGCUGUUAUUAGUAGACAGAGUGUUUACAAGGCACACCAUGCGGGUACCUCUUCUAGCAAGAGGAAAAAGCAAGCCAAAUUGCAACGUGCGAUGCGCAGCAUGAAAAAGCAACAACGCAUUUCAUCAGAUAAGACCGCUCCAAAUUAUUAUUCACCACUUAGCCAUUUGAAAGAUCCACAGGGAUUUGCUGAGAAGCUGUUUUCCCGCCUUCAGACAUGCAAUGAACGAUUUGAGGUUAGGAUGAUGAUGUUGAAAGUUAUUGCUCGGACAGUUGGGCUUCAUCGCCUAAUCUUAUUGAACUUUUAUCCGUAUCUACAGAAAUAUGUUCAGCCUCAUCAACGUGAUAUUACAGAUUUGCUUGCUGCUGGAGUUCAGGCCUGCCAUGAUAUGGUGCCUCCUGAUGCCGUUGAGCCAUUGUUCAAGCAAGUAGUAAAUCAAUUUGUACAUGAUCGUUCGCGUCCUGAGGCCAUUGCUGUUGGACUCAAUGUAAUAAGGGAAAUAUGUCUUCGAAUCCCUUUGUUAAUGUCUGAAGAGUUGCUGCAAGAUCUUGCAUUGUACAAGAAAUCUCAUGAGAAGGCAGUUUCUAUAGCAGCACGAUCGCUUAUUGGUCUAUUUAGAGAGAUUUGCCCUUCACUUCUGGUUAAGAAGGACCGUGGGCGAACUACUGACUCAAAGGCAAAGCCAAAAGCAUAUGGAGAAGUCAAUGUGCUCAGUAAUGUUUCUGGUGUUGAAUUAUUGGAUGAUGAUGAUGAAGAUAAUAGUGAUGGGGAGGAUGGUCUUGCAUCCAUUGGCUCUGAUGAUGACAGUGACGAGGAGAUGGCUGCAUCUGGUGAUGAUGAUGAAGACAACAAGGAAUCUACUUAUGGCACUGACAGUGAAGAUGGUAGCGAUUGUCUAAGUGACAGUGAUGGUGAUGUUAGCAUUGAUGAUGAUGAUGAGGAGGACGAAGACGAAGAAAUGGAACAAGUUGAUGAUGAUGAUCAACACGGUGGAAAUAGACAGGAGUCUAAAGGAAAAAAGAGAAAACUGGAACAAGAUGAUAAUGAUGAUGAUUAUAGUGCCGAACAUGGUGGAAGUGGGCAUAAAGAUUCUAAAGGAAAAAAGAGAAAACUGACUGAUUUUGAUAGACAACUAGUUGCUGCUGAUACAAGUCUUCGGACAUUGAAGAGAUUGGCAGUAGCAACAACAGCAAAUACAUCACCUGAACUAGAGGAUGGUAUUCUUUCUAAUGAGGACUUCAAAAGAAUCAAGCAAUUAAAGGCGAAGAAGGAUGCAAAAGAUACUUUGGCUAAGUAUGGUUUGUUAAGAAAAGGCGCAGAUGCUAAAACACAACAAAUCAAUAUUCCCGAUUCCGAGCAACUAACUAUUAAGCGAGUGGAUCCAGCCAACCUUGAAGCUCACGUCCGGAAAAAGCUAAGCAAAGAAGAGAGAUUGGCAAUGGUUAAGAUGGGAAGAGAAGAUAGAGGAAAGUACCAGUCCCGCACUGCAGUUAAACAAAAGAAGACCGGAGGUUUGAGCAAUCGGCAGAAAGAACAUAAGAAGGCUAUGCCUCUUGCUGCAAAGAGAGAUAGGAUUGUAAAAACCAGAGCUGUGAAAAGGAUAAAAGAGCAGCGUGCUGGAAAACAGUUCAGAGGAAAGAAAGCAUGGAAAUAGUCCUUUACUUCAAUCAUACUAUAUACUCACUUUCUUUCUUUCUUUUUGUUUUGUUAGAGCAAUUUAAGAUCAUUGAAAGUUAACUGUAGGGUGAUAAGCAUUGCCUCAAUCAGUGAGGAAAUUUUGUGUUAGUUCUUUUGGGAUAAACUCUAUUUAUAAAUGUAUUUUUGGAUCCAAGCUAUAUAGUCAAUUAAAAAGCUUUAUUAUUAUUUAAUCAA